Geodia barretti is the source of this 4596-nucleotide messenger RNA. The record is from the annotation of a GenBank genome assembly. NCBI's taxonomy places the organism in Eukaryota, Metazoa, Porifera, Demospongiae, Tetractinellida, Geodiidae.
UUUCGCAAGCAACGAGCGGAGGAGGUAGGACGAAAUGGCUAGUGCAAGAAAAGGAACGUCGAUUUCAACAACUGUAGGGAAGCAGAAGCAUCGGAAUUUCUACGUCACGCGAGAGUCGCAGAAUGUUCGAGCCCAGGCCUCGGACUCGGCGAAGCUCAGCUACGUCGGUAUGCGGAACCUCACUGAUCUGGAUCAUAUCGACGAGCAGGACAUCGUGAGCGCGCGCGGGACCAUCCGCGGCAGGAAGAACAGAGUCAGAGCUGGUCUGGCUAAUUUCGAGAACCCUAAAGCUCUGGAAAAGCUAAACACGGAGAGGUGGAAAGUGGUUGUCUAUGUCACCAGCUUCCGCGGGGUCCGCUCGACGUUCGAGGAGUGUCGCUACGUCCGGGAUCUCUUCCACAACCUCCGAGUCCGCGUCGUGACAAAGGACAUCUACGUCUACCGGUUCUACCACAGAGAGCUGGAGGAGAGGCUGAGGCGGCAGCAGAGCGGGCACGGCGUUCCGCAAGUUUUCAUCGGCGGGCAACACGUUGGGGGAAAGACGGAGCUGGAAGUAUUGAAUGAAGUUGGGGAGUUGAGAAAAAUCUUGGAAGAAUUCCCACGGUACGAGACAGCCAAUAAUUGCAAAGUGUGUGGUGGGUUUGAGUUCAUUCCAUGUCGAAAGUGUGGAGGAAGCAAAAACAGCACGGCUAACAAGUUUACGAUGGAGUUCAGAGCUCUUCGUUGUACCCACUGUAACGAGGAUGGGAUGGAGGUGUGCCCGGAGUGCAAGGAGAGGAGGAAGGAGAUGGAGGAGGAGCUGGUGAAAAAGAUGCAGAGAGUCCGUCUGGAGACAGAAGUCACAACAGAGGAGCAUGGUGAGUUGAAUGUGACUGAAGACGGUGGAGAGGCGGCAGCUGAUGAGGUUGAAGAUGUCAGAACUGAUGCCGAGUUGCAAAACAAGGCAGAAGCAGAUUUGGACGCUGAAACAGAAAAGUUUGAUUCACAGGCUAAAUUUUGUGAUACAGAACAAGAAACUGAUCUAAUGGAAGAAAUAGUCGUAGAAGAUGGCGGGGAAGAAGCUCCCCUAGCACUAAAUGAAGAAAUAGUGGCAGAUGAGAAGGAAGCUAUCCCAGCUGAGGCAGAUCAGGAGAGUGAGAGUGAAGAGAAAACUGUGGACGAUAAUACGAAGACUGAGGAAAGUGAUAGUGACGAGGGGAGCACCGCUGCAGCUCUGACCAAGACGAUGAAGACGGUGGUCGUGUGGUGGUUGUGCGUGCUCCUGCUGGCGGCAGCUGCCACAGCACAGGAGGAGGAGGAGGAAGAAGAGGCCACGGAGGAGACUCCGAAGGCCUCCAGCGGGCCCAGGAAGCCCGUGUUUCUAGAGCCCAGCUACCCGAGCGGUGACGUAUACUUCGCGGAGACGUUUCAAGACGCCGCCAAAGUAUGGGGGAGAUGGGUGAAGUCUUCAGCUAAGAAAGACGAUGGGAGUACCAGAUACGAUGGCGAGUGGGAGCUGAAGGCUCCAGACUGGGGCGGUUCCAUGGAAGACGACCAAUAUCUCGUCAUACCUGAGGCCGCCAAGCACUAUGCCGUGAGUGCUGAGCUGGAGCGACCGUUUGUAUUUGACGGCAAAGAGGGAUUUGUAGUACAAUACGAGGCGAACUUUCAAGAAGGGCUAAGCUGUGGUGGAGCCUACGUCAAAUUACUGGUGGACUCCCCGGACCUCAAACAGUUGAACGACAAGACUCCGUACUCUAUCAUGUUUGGACCGGACAAAUGCGGCCUGAGCUCAAAGGUGCACAUGAUCAUACAGUUCAAGAAUCCAGUGACAGGAGAAGUGGAAGAGAAACACUCCAAACAGUCUUCCGAGAAAAUGGACUUCUUUGAUGACAAAAAGACUCAUCUCUUUACCUUGCUGGUGCGGUCAGAUGGUGUCUAUCAUGUCAUAAUAGACCAAGUGCCCUUCUUAAAGGGUAACCUACUGGAGGACUUGACUCCGCCCAUCAUCCCCUCGGAGGAGAUUGACGAUUCCGAGGACGAGAAGCCAGCCGACUGGGACGAGAGAGAGAAGAUCCCAGACUCCGAUGCAGUCAAACCAGACGACUGGGACGAGGACGCGCCACAGAAGAUCCCUGAUCCCAAUGCCGAGAAACCAGACGGUUGGCUUGACGACGGACCGGAGUACAUUCCGGACCCCGACGCUGACAUGCCCGAAGACUGGGACGAGGAGGAAGAUGGAGAGUGGGAAGCACCUCAGAUUUGUAAGUGCAGUGGAACUCCUCUCUGAGGAACCUCUGAGGACAACUCUCUAACCACACACCAUUUCUUUCCCAACAACAGUUCUUGCAUGCAAUUUAUCCCCUGAAAUAAGGACACCUCACUAAUAUAGACAAUUUAACCCCUGAAAUAAGGACACCUCACUAAUAUGGACACAUUAUUCUGUCCUGUUCUGGAUUAGAUUAAGAGCUGCAGCACAACUGUCAAAUUCUCCCCUCUCCCCCCAGCUAACCCAGCCUGUGAGGAGGUGGGGUGUGGAGAAUGGAAGCCCCCAAUGAUACAGAACCCUGAUUACAGGGGCAAAUGGAAGCCGCCACUUAUCGACAACCCUGACUUCAUGGGGAUCUGGACGGCGAAAAGAAUCCCAAAUCCUGCCUAUUUCGAAGACGACCAUCCGUUUGACAGUAUGUUGACCGUCACUGGCAUAGGGCUGGAGCUGUGGACAAUGUCUGGACGAAUCUUCUUCGAUAAUUUCCUCAUCUGCAGCGAGCUUACCAUUGCCAACAACUUUGCCAGGGAAGGAUGGAUACUGAAGUUUGAAUCUGAAAGGGCAGUGGAUGGAGCAACUUCUUUAGGGCCGUUUCUCGACUGGUUCAUCGACACAGCAAACGACCACCCAUAUCUCUGGGCCCUCUAUGCCUUUGCUAUUGUCCUUCCGUUUGUCAUCUGUGCAGCUUUCUGUGUCAGGUCCAAGCCUGACGAAGCAGCCAAGCGUAAGAAAACGGACGAGCCAGCACCGGACGACCCUCAACCCUCUGGUUCCAUGGAAACGGAGGGGGAGGAGUCGUCUCCCCAGCCUCAGCCUGGCGGAGAAGACAGUGGGGAACCCCAGUCGUUCAUUGCUGAAGACAACGAACAGGUUGAUGAAGAGGUAGCCACAGGGGGUGAGCCCCAAGAGGAGGAAGAGGAGGAGGAGGAGGAGGGAGAGAGGGGAAUGGGGAGUCAGGGGGAGGGGAGUCAGGGGGAGGGGAGUCAGGGGGAAGCCAGUCAGGAGGAGGGUGGCAAGCGCAAGAGGAGGCAGAGACGUGAAGACUAGGAGUAAUCCAGGCACGAUGUGUGCACCUUAUAUACAAUAGGACGAAAAGCUUAGGAUCUUUCUUCUUUUCCUUGUGCUGCUGUUUGGCUACAUUUAUUGAAGUGCCAUCCAGGACUAUCGCUAUGCAUAAGUAACAACAGUAACAACAGUACGCUACAAUGACGUGAGUAGGUUCAGGUUCUUAUGAGUUAGCAGAUUGAUAGUGGUUUUUAAUAAUGGUAAGAUUAGGUAAUUGAGCUGGCAUAUGUGACCUCAACAGUUGCUGAGUCAUCCUGUACUUGUACAGGGUAGUGGAAAUUACGAGUUUUCUUGAAGUAUCUGUGUUGAGAGCUCAGAAUCUUUUUCUUGGCGGAAGCUCUUCUGCAGAUUCUGUGAAUCUUCUCUCUAAACAGGCAUGUCAGUGCCAGGAGAAAUGCAAGGGCUGUGGCCACCGUGAACAACACAGACACAAUCGCAAUAGUUCGCUCGGUGCUGCGAUCCAGAGGGUCGAUUUUCUCAAUAGUAUCGUAGUUAUUCAUUGUCGCAAACGUCCCGUGGUUGGUUGGAAGUUUUGUUUUAUGAGUUCCAACUGUCCCUGUUGGCUUGACAGCCGGCUGUGUUGCUGUUGUUGUGCUGGGUUUACCUGUCCAUACACCUGGAGCGCAUCUGUUAUCUUCCGGCUCUCCCGCGGCCGCACAGUCUGCCCAGCGCACCACCUCUCCGUCCGCGGGGCACACGGAGCACGGCAGACACUCGCUGCCGGUGUGGUCCACGAACAGAAAAAAUCCGCCGCUGCAGCUCCCGCAAACCCUGUCCCGCGCCGGCGUGCACGGAGCGGCUUCCAUCCGUCCCGGAGUGCAGAAGCGGCAUUCCGCGCACUCUCUCCCGCUGGACGUGAGUUUAGAGAAGUGUCCCUCGGCGCAAGGCUCGCAGACAGUGUCGCUGUGGUUCCCGCAAGGCUCGGCCGCCCCUUCCCCCGCCUCGCAGGCGUUGCACGGGACGCAGUCAGCAGUUUCUUCCACCGUCCCGUUAGCGUAGAACCCGGUCGGACAUACGUCUCCAGCAGCCAGCACACAGAAUGUAGUGAGGAACAGCAGUAGGCCCAACCAGCAUAGCAUCAACCACUCACUUGCAACCGAAUCAGCUGCGAAAACACUUCCUUUCAACUCCGUCAGAAAGAGCAUAAUUCAUUUUCUUUCGCAACAGGUUCGUUCAUGUACAGACACUGAGAGAGCAUCGUACAAAAUGCAGACCAGCUGAACAUUCACAAUAGGUUCCGCGACGUGGGCGCAGCACUGACGCAGCGCGAGUCUCUCUUGUAG